This is a messenger RNA of Penicillium nucicola, 1641 nucleotides long. Its product is annotated as Mis12-Mtw1 family protein. Gene Ontology annotation, cellular component: MIS12/MIND type complex. Bases 1 to 1641 code for a protein of 546 amino acids. Gene Ontology annotation, biological process: mitotic sister chromatid segregation; cell division. The record is from RefSeq and is a predicted model, not a curated record. The transcript has 4 exons. NCBI's taxonomy places the organism in Eukaryota, Fungi, Ascomycota, Eurotiomycetes, Eurotiales, Aspergillaceae.
AUGACAAUCGCGGUCCUGGCGACUACUACGACUACGACAAAGCGUCGCGAACCGCUGGGGACGAUAGCAAUGGCGGCCCCAAAGGCGCAAUCACAAUCCGCGGGCGUAUUCAGAGGCGCAGGGGAACGGAGGACUACGCGAUUAAGCGCAAGUAAACAAGGACUGGAGGAACUGACAAAGGACGGGAAACGGAAGCCUGUUACAGUGCAAUACGAGGAAGAUGAUGGAUUCCAGUUCUCACGAAAACCGCCUAAGAAGUCCCGGCCUUCAGUUGAAGCGGUUUCCGAAAACCCCAAUUCGGAUAUGGAGAAUGGACACCCUAAGGCAACACCGAGACGAGGGCGGCCACCGAAGAAGCGGCCGGAAGAUAUUACUGGUUCAAGCGGGGUGCCAGCGAAGGGGGUAUCCAUGGAGCUUCCAAGUAGGAGGCCGACGAGGGGGUCUGGAAAGACGAAUACAGAAUUGGAGACUCAGUCCGCAACCGCGACACGCGCAACGCACACCCGCGAUAGUCCAGAGCACCAGCCAGAAGCCAAGAAACCGAGAAAAGGACGACCCCCGAAACCGAAAGCGCCAGAGACAAACGGAUAUCGGUCACCAGAACAACCGCCUGCGGGAACUAAGGUGGCACUGCCUACAGCUGAUACCCCGGUCAUCCAGCGCAACAAGGAGCUCCGGGGUGGGAAGGGUGAUAAGAAAGGACGACGAAGCAGUUUGAGCAGACGGGGACGACGAGCCAGUGAUUUAAUCGACUCGGGCACGUCUAAUGCACUACCCCAUCGGGAAGUCAGCGUUGCAGACUUUUAUAAGCACAUUGCAGACGAAGGCCUUCUAGAGCCGCGAAGGAUGCGCCAGCUUUUGAUUUGGUGUGCGACUCGUGCGUUGGGCGACAAGCCUUCAGGGGGCUCAAAUUCGGAUGACCAGAGCGCACGGUUAGCAGCACGUGUGAUCCAGGAGGAGCUACUUCGAGAGUUCUCGAGCAAUUCAGAGCUUUCCAAUUGGUUCUCUCGGGAGGAGGUGAAUCCUCCAGCCGUGAUUGUGAAGAAACCGAACCCACGAAACGUGCAGAACACGGAUAAAAUCAAAGAAUUGGAAGAGCACAUACAAAAAUUACAAAAAGAACGACAAUCUCUCAAUGCAAUCCUCCGUCAACCAGCCAUUCCAGCCCUUAAGUCGGACUCGCAAGUGGGCCAGCAACAGCAGACACAAUCCUCUCAGAAAUCACAACGGGAAGAAGUUGAUCCCACUCUCCUAGACCCCUCUCAACAAGCCAUAUUGAGAUCUCUCAAACCUCCGACUCUACCUGAAGAGGAAUCUUCUAACACAUCUUCUACCCGACCACCUAUGACCCCAUCUGCUGUCUCAUCCCAAAUAUCACGCAUUACAGCUGGUCUCGCGCCAACACUAGAUGCCUUCGCAGCCGGUGUACAUGACAUCGAACUAUACCGCGCUUCCGCAGACGCCGUCUCAUCUCGAGUACUCCGCAUCUGCUCACAACGACUAGAAGAGCGCGACGCGCAUAAUACACAAGGCCGUCUCGCAAUCGAAGGCGACGAUAAUAACCAGCCGCCAGAUAUCCCAAGGCCCCGAGAAGACCUGGGUCUUAUUCUGGGAGCACUCAGUCGGCUCGAGAGGCGAUAG